GUUCAACUGACCCGGUGCUGCUUCAAGUUAGCCUGUGUUUUUAUCUCGGUGGUUUCAACCGGAUUUACCGCCGUGAGAGCUGAUCAAUAACACCAUGAUUCCUGAUCAUAGCAGAUGGUGAUGUCUCCCAGCAGCAGUUCGGUGUCUCACGGCGUCCCCGUGGUCGCCCUGUGUCUGGCCGCUCUGCUGCUCUCUAACCUGCUGCUCUACCUUUACCUGGACGCUCUGUAUCACCCCGAUGACCACCGUCUGUUGUCGCAUGACGGCUGUCUGCCUGGGCACUUUAAGAUGGCCACCAUGAGGAACUGCACGCCGUGGCUGCAGUGUGCUCAGAUUAAAGCUGAGGUCCGUCCGCUGAAGCUCAUUGGACAGGGAGCCGUUAAAAAGGUCUACCUGUCAGAAUGGCGUGGCCAGAAGGUGGCGCUGUCCUCUCUCUCAUCACCUGGCUACCUCGAUGACUUCCUCCACGGCGUCUCGAUGCUCCAGGCUCUCCAGGACCCCCACGUGGUCCAGCUGGUAGGGUUCUGCCUGUCAGACCACACCCAGGUGACGGAGUACCACCCUCUGGGCUCCCUGCUGAGCCUGGAGGCGGUGCUUUCUCAGCCACACCUCCACAAACACAACACCUGGCAGGUGAGGCUGCGGCUGGCCCUGGACUACGUGUCCAUGUUGGCGUUCCUCCACAGCAGCCCGGCUGGCGUCAGGGUCAUGUGUGACUCCAACACGCUGGAGAAGACGCUGUCUCAGCUGUUACUGACGUCACAGCUCCACCUAGUGGUCAACGACCUGGACGCUCUGCCGCAGGUGGACCGCGCCGCCGGCGUGCUGGUCAAGUGUGGGCCCCGUGAGCUGACCGGGGACUUCGUGGCCCCUGAGCAACGGUGGCCCCACGUGGACGUGGCGUUUUCAGACGAGCUCAUGGCGCCGUACGACGAGAAGACGGACAUUUGGAAGAUUCCUGACGUCACCCGGUACCUGAUGGGUCGGGUCCCUGGAGGAGACCUGGUCCACUUUCACCUGUUUCAGAUCCAUGAACAGUGUAAGCAGGUGGACCCCAAGCUCCGCCCCUCAGCCCAGGAUGUCCUGCAGGUGUACCAAUCAGUGUACAGCAGCAUGGCGAGGGAUGGAGCAGGCGCCAGAGACAUGCUGUAGAAAUGUUCUGUUCAAUAAAUGGACCUUUAGAAAGUGA
Cheilinus undulatus (humphead wrasse) is the source of this 1189-nucleotide messenger RNA. RefSeq names its product protein O-mannose kinase (gene pomk). Gene Ontology annotation, cellular component: endoplasmic reticulum membrane. The record is from RefSeq and is a predicted model, not a curated record. The coding region runs from base 115 to 1152 and encodes 345 amino acids. Gene Ontology annotation, biological process: carbohydrate phosphorylation; protein phosphorylation; protein O-linked glycosylation. NCBI's taxonomy places the organism in Eukaryota, Metazoa, Chordata, Actinopteri, Labriformes, Labridae. Gene Ontology annotation, molecular function: carbohydrate kinase activity; ATP binding; protein kinase activity. The transcript has 3 exons.